AUGUCAUCGGUAUCAGUACUAAACCCAAAAGCAGAUGUUUUAAGAAAAUCAGCUGCCUUUGCUGCUAAUUGCCACGCAGCAAAAGGCCUCCAAAAAGUAAUCAAGACAAACUUGGGUCCAAAGGGAACUCUAAAGAUGCUUGUAGGUGGAGGAGGCCAAAUUAAAGUAACCAAGGAUGGCUGUAUCUUGUUGAAUGAGAUGCAAAUCCAACACCCAACUGCCUCAAUGAUUGCAAGAGCAGCAACUGCUCAGGAUGAUAUAUCGGGAGAUGGAACUACUUCUAUUGUGAUAAUUAUCGGAGAAAUACUCCGUCAGGCAGAGCGUUAUGUUACAGAAUCAGUUCAUCCCCAACUUUUAUGUGAGGGGAUAGAUUUGGGAAGAUCUGUUUUGAUGAAAUUAUUGGAUGAGAUGAGAGUUCCAGUUGAAAAGGGAGAUAGGGAAACUUUGAGGUGUAUAGCGAGAACUUCCUUAAAGACAAAACUCUCAAAUUCCUUAGCAGACAGUUUGGCAGAUAUCUUGACUGAUGCUAUUCAGAUUAUCACAAACGAAGACUCUAACCUACCUGUGGACUUACACAUGAUUGAGAUUCUUCCAAUGAAACAUGGCUUGACUUCAGAAACAAAGCUGGUUCGUGGUAUGGUUAUGGAUCACGGAGCAAGACACCCAGAUAUGCCAAAAGAUUUAAAAAACUGCUUCAUCUUGACUUUAAAUGUAUCCCUCGAAUAUGAAAAUAGUGAGGUCACUUCUUCAUUCAAAUAUUCAUCUGCUGAGCAGAGGGAGCGUCUGGUUGAGGCAGAGAGAGCUUUUACUGAUGAAAAGGUAAAAAAUAUCAUAGAUUUGAAACGUAGAGUUUGUGAACAAAACCCAAACAGUUCUUUUGUGGUACUUAACCAAAAGGGUAUAGAUCCACCAUCUCUGAGUAUGCUAGCUCAAGAGGGUAUUUUGGCCCUGAGGCGUGUGAAGAGAAGAAACAUGGAAAGGCUCACUCUUGCCUGCGGAGGUAAUGCCAUGAAUUCAGUUGAGGACCUGUUGAUUGAGGACCUGGGAUGGGCUAAUCAUGUCUACGAGAGGACCAUUGGAGACGAAAAAUUUACUUUUGUUGAAGAACCCAAAGAUUGUAAGAGCUGCUGCGUUUUAGUAACUGGCCCUAAUGAUCAUAGUAUAGCUCAAGUCAAGGACGCUAUCAGAGAUGGGCUCAGAGCCAUCAAGAACGUAAUUGAUGAUGGCUGUGUGAUACCAGGAGCCGGAGCUUUUGAGUUUAGAGCUUACAAUGCUCUCAAGGAGGCUCGCAAAUCUGCAAAUGGAAAGGCAAAGUUCGGCAUAGAUAUAUUUGCUGACGCUCUCCUGGCCAUCCCAAAGACCCUUGCUGAGAAUGCAGGCCUGGACCAGCAGGAAACUACUCUUAACAUUCUGGACAAAAUUGAAGAUUCCAAGCAACCCCUGGGAAUAGACCUUACCACUGGUGAGGAGUUUUACCCACUAACUGAGGGGGUCUUAGACAACUAUUGUGUUAAGAGGCAAAUUCUUAGCAUUGCUCCUACCCUCGCUCAGCAGCUACUGCUUGUGGAUGAGGUCAUUAAGGCUGGAAAGCAGAUGUAA
Messenger RNA from Cryptosporidium ubiquitum, 1599 nucleotides. RefSeq names its product TCP-1 chaperonin. The coding region runs from base 1 to 1599 and encodes 532 amino acids. Lineage: Eukaryota; Apicomplexa; Conoidasida; Eucoccidiorida; Cryptosporidiidae. Gene Ontology annotation, biological process: protein folding. Gene Ontology annotation, cellular component: chaperonin-containing T-complex. Gene Ontology annotation, molecular function: ATP-dependent protein folding chaperone; ATP hydrolysis activity; ATP binding. The record is from RefSeq and is a predicted model, not a curated record. The transcript has a single exon.